AUGAAGGCAUUUCUGCUGUUGCUCGGUAUCUGCUCCGUCGUCACCCCACACCCGACGGCGGAACCAGCACUCACGACUCGAGACGAGGUUAAGCCAGCAGAGUUUGCCUUUGUUUCCAUUGCUUUGCAGCCAGACGGCCGCCAACUCCUCGAGAAAACUCUCCAUCAAGUCUCUGACCCCUCAAGCCCGCAAUACGGGAAAUACCUCAGCCGUGAAGACGCCAAAGCUCUGCUCCGUCCUCGGCAAGGCUCUACCGACACCAUCAAGAAAUGGCUGUCAAAAGCUGGUAUUGCUGCUGAUGAUAUUGAGACUGAUGGACAGUUCAUCCAUGCCCGGAUCAAGACCAAACAGGCUCAGUCUCUGCUGGGGCCCGGUUACAACGCGACUCUGGGUUCGCAGACGAUCCCAGUCCCUUCUCUGCCAAAGGAGAUUGGAACCCAAAUCACGACCAUCCAGUAUGCUCCCAUCGAACUGCCCCCGGCAUUCCCCAUCGACAAUCUGCCUGUCGGAAGCCCGGACCCCAAGCCCGUCAACUACACAGAGAUUCCCGAUGAUUUGGAGGCGUGCAAGUCGGCAAUCACCCCCGGCUGCUUGAGAAAGCUGUAUCAUGUCGGUGAUUAUCGUGCGCGGCCCGAGGCAAAGAAUCUCUUUGGUGUAGCUGGUUUCGUAAAUCAAUCGGCUCAAUUUGAUCAACUCAGCAUUUUUCUCAACAACUUUGCACCCUAUGCAGCCAACGCCAGCUUCUCCGUCGAAACUAUCAAUGGAGGGAGGAACCGUCAGGGGAACAAUGAGUCUCAAGGGGAGGCAAACGCCGACAUCCAGUACGCUAUUUCGAUGGGAUACGACAUCCCGGUUCGCUAUUACGCAACCGGCGGUGAACUUCACGACCUUAUCCCGGACCUGGACCUACCUGAUACAAAGAGCGACUCGCUCGAAGCCUACCUCGAAUUCGCCAGCCACCUCCUAGAUCUCGACGACGACGCGCUGCCCAAGGUGGUCACCAUCUCUUAUGGCGCCAACGAGCAGCUGUUCCCCAAGGCGUACGCCCAGCAAGUCUGUGACAUUUUUGGACAGCUUGGUACCCGUGGCGUCUCCAUUGUCGUGGCUUCUGGCGACAUCGGCCCCGGUGUGUCGUGCCAGUCGAACGACGGCUCGAAAAAGCCAAAGUUUUUGCCGUCGUUUCCCGCAUCGUGCCCCUAUGUGACGAGUGUAGGCGCCACUUCCGGGAUCAACCCCGAAACAGCAGCUAAUUUCUCGUCCGGUGGCUUUUCCGAUUACUUUGGCCGCCCGAAAUGGCAGGAUAAGAGUGUUGGAAGUUACCUCGAGGCGCAUGGAAAGGAGUGGAAGGACUACUACAACCCUGCUGGCAGAGGGUUCCCCGAUGUGGCGGCUCAGGGGAUCAACUAUCUGACUUGGAGUCAUGGAAAUGAGAGCUCAUUCACCGGAACAAGUGUGUCCGCGCCAGCCUUUGCAGGUCUCAUCUCCCUGCUCAACGAUCAUCGACUCCAGAACGGGGAGCCUUCCAUGGGAUUCUUGAACCCUUGGAUCUACAGCAUUGGCAACAAUGCAUUCACAGACAUUACCGAGUCCAAGUCGCUGGGCUGCGACGGCACCAGCAUUUCAGGUCUCAAGUCGCCCGUGAUUCCCAACGCAGGCUGGAGCGCCGUAUCGGGAUGGGAUCCAGUGACGGGAUGGGGCACGCCGUUGUUUGACAAGUUACUGAACUUGUCGUGCGUGAAGAACAUGGUUAAACAAUGA
Trichoderma aggressivum f. europaeum is the source of this 1758-nucleotide messenger RNA. RefSeq lists its product as uncharacterized. Gene Ontology annotation, molecular function: serine-type endopeptidase activity; tripeptidyl-peptidase activity. The record is from RefSeq and is a predicted model, not a curated record. Lineage: Eukaryota; Fungi; Ascomycota; Sordariomycetes; Hypocreales; Hypocreaceae. The coding region runs from base 1 to 1758 and encodes 585 amino acids. The transcript is spliced from 5 exons. Gene Ontology annotation, biological process: proteolysis.